AAGCGACGUCCGUUGCAGUGUGACGUCAAGGCGUCGUCCCGGGCCCGCCCCUGCCAUGCGCAUUGGGCUUGUUGUUGGACUGAUUGUUAUGACUGGCCAAGGCCUCGGACUAAAUUAGGAGAGAACCCCCGUCGUCGCCCCUGGAUACCCGCCAUGGAGGGCAUGGAUAUGGACCUGGACCCGGAGCUUAUGCAGAAAUUCAGCUGCAUGGGGACCACCGACAAGGACGUCCUCAUCUCCGAGUUCCAGAGGCUGCUGGGUUUUCAGCUGAACCCGGCCGGUUGCGCCUUCUUCCUGGACAUGACCAACUGGAACCUACAAGCUGCCAUAGGAGCGUACUACGACUUUGAGAGCCCGAACAUCAAUGCCCCGUCAAUGUCAUUUGUGGAGGACGUGACGAUCGGAGAGGGGGAGUCUGUGCCCCCCGACACGCAAUUCACAAAAACGUGGAGAAUACAGAACACAGGAGCAGAGUCCUGGCCCCCGGGGGUGUGUCUGAAGUAUGUGGGCGGAGACCAGUUCGGCCAUGUGAACAUGGUAAUGGUUCGUUCGCUGGAUCCGCAGGAAGUGUCUGAAGUCAGCGUGCAGAUGCACAGCCCCACCGCGCCCGGCAUGUACCAGGGCCAGUGGCGCAUGUGCACAGCUACCGGAUUCUUCUUUGGGGACGUGAUCUGGGUGAUCCUGAGCGUGGAAGUAGGAGGCCUCCUGGGUGUGACGCAGCAGCUGUCCUCCUUCGAGACGGAAUUCAACACCCAGCCACACCGAAAGGUUGAGGGCAACUUCAACCCUUUCGCCUCGCCGCAGAAAAACAAGAACGGAGGGGAGGACGACAACAGCCUCAAGGACCCUGGGGGCCCCUGGGAGCCUGCCCCAGACCAAAUCCAGGAAGAUCAAAACGGACUGUCACACAACUCUGUAAAUAUAGCACCAAACAGUCUCCAAAACAACUUAUCACUAGUGACUUACAGUCAGGGUAUCCACGGUCCCUAUCCUUUUGGACAGUCUUAAAACACGGGUAACGCCAAGAAUAGACCCCAUCGCCGGACAGCAGCACAGGAUUAGCCGAGGGGGACCUUGGAGGUUUGUUACUGACGUUUUAGCGGGCCCCUCGUACUGAAAACAAGACGACAAAAAAAAAAGAAAAUUGGCUUUUUAUUUUAUUUAUCCUGGUCAAUACGACAACUCCAACAGCAACAAACCAACCCAACGUAUGCAUGUGUGAAUGCUAAAUUAAAAGGAGCGCUGUAUAUCGUUUUAAAAGAGGAAAUAAAUAAUACACACACCGACAAAAUGUUUAAAAAAAAAUUAAAAGAAGUUAUUGUCACAUAUAAUUAAGUAUAAUUUGAGAGAGAGAUUGAGAGAGAGAAAAAGCCAUUUAAAAAUGAUUUUGCCUAUGGAGCGAUUGUAGUUUUCAGCAGAUGUUUUACUUGUAUUGUAUGUUGUUUCAUUAUACUUUGCAUUCAGUGAUCGUGUAUACUUUAUGGGCAAGCUGUUGCGUGAAUCUUUUUUUUUUUCUUUGUUUAAACGCAACAGCUGAAUUUCGAUGAGUGGUCUAAAAUCUGGAUUCCCUGUUCCCUAGCUGCACUGCCUGCCUUUCACAUGCAUUAUUUAAUAGGACCAUGGGAAAUCAUACAUUUCACCAACAUAUACUGUUGGUAUUUUAAAAACGUGGGUGAUUUUUUUUUUUUUAAUGAAUUGGUAACAUGAAACACAAACCCUCUAUCUCCACUCUCCCAUUAAAUCAUGCUUCUAAAAACCCAAAGGGUACCUGUACUGCCAACUGACAGAAAUGCAAAGCCUAAAUGGUUUAGGUGUUGGACAUGAAGAGCUGCUUUUUUUUUCCAGUAGGGGGCGCCAUUGCAUAAAUUCAUUGCCACUAUUGGUUAGUUAGUAGUCCUUUUUUUUUGUCUUUACCUACAGCAAUCAUUACAUACCAGUAGCAUACUAUAUUAAUCUAAAAACACACCAGUCAUUUUUAAAGGGGCGAUCUGUAUGAACUGAUUUACUUCCCUCCAUUUAACCCAGUUGAAUACACUACUUUUUAGAUUCAGAGCCUUAUGGGAGUUCUGCAUUAUAACAGUUGAGGUGUGUGAGUGCUAUACAGAAGAAGCAGGUUUUGUGUAGCAGCAAACCAGACAUUGUGUGCAGUGCAGAAUUACUUUGGGGACGCGUACUGAGGCUGCUAAUGUAAGAUUAGCUUUUUUAAAAAGAGUGGUCCUUCUAACAACACUAUUGAGAGCACUACUGGCUUCACUGCUUCGGGUGUUGUUUGUUUAUCACAUGUUCCAUGAUGGCUUGUGUGGACCCUGCUCUGAUUCAAGCCGUCCUCUUUCACGCUGUGCUGUGCCACCAAGAUCCAUAGAAAUACUGCAGCAAAGAUUACUAGUAAACGGUAGCCCUUUUUUUUCUGUUUUUUUUAAAUCCAACAUUUUAUGAAAGGUGCAGCAAUGGGACCUGUGUUUUUCGUUUUUUUUUUUUUUUUUUUUUUGCACGUAUAGCUUUUGUUAAGCACUUGGAUUUGAAGUUGCACGGUUUUAUAAAGGGCGUCCGCACUAUGAAUUUCUAGGUGCACUCUUAAGGUUCAAGUGGAGAUGUGUUCAUAGGCUCCAUGUUUUAAAGGGAAAGUGUUGAAGAGAAAAUAAGCCCGCGUUUUAAGUGACCAUAAAGCCACAUUCAGCAGCUAUGAUCGGGUUUUUAUUAAACAUUUAUAUUGUUUUUCUUGAGCAUGAUACUAGAAGAGGCCGCGGUGAAGGUGUGUAAUGGAAGCCGAGUUGCAGUUUGCAGAGACGAUGGUGGGUUCAGUCAUCAGUGCCUCUCAGUUAACGCCUCUACCGCCAUGUAAACCGUCUGCAUUGGAAGAAUUGACAGGAGCUGGCAGUUUUUUCUUUUUAUUUGUUAUGCAAAUGUUGUCUUCUGUGUGCAGCUUCUGGUGACUUUCUGUUUCAAACUUGGCUCUACAUAAAAAGACUGACAGUUGUGUUAGUGGUUUGCUUUUAAUUAAAAUCUUUGGUUUGGCUGAUACUGCCAAACUCAUUUCAUUUGGGAACUGAGAUGAGCUGCAGCCCUAGACUGACUGGUUUGUUUCACACAGGCCCCAAUUGGGUAAGAUUAGUUGAAAUCGUUGUUGACUAUAAAGAUUUAGUUUUUUAUUUGUGUUAUUCUUAAGUGACUGAAACUUUUGACACCAUACAACACGAGCUCAACACACAGUCCAUGCAAGGAUCCGAUACAUUUACAAAUCCGUAGAAUCAGUACAUAAGUUCUGAACAGUAGCAUUUUGCUCUGUGCACUGUUUUACAGAGUUUGCAUCUACCUGUUCAUUUGAGAAUUCUGUUUCAUGGUGGCUCAGUAAUUGCUGCCUUUAGCUGGCAAGUAAAAUGCGUUUGAAGAUCUUAAAUGCAAUGGGGUUUGCAGAAGACACCCUGCACUGACAAAUCGUACAGACUGACCUUUUCUGUGACGUCUGGUUGGCUCCAUGGAGUGGCGUAGUUUGAGCCUAGCACUGCAGUCAACUUUGUUUUCCCCUUUUUCGCUGGAUCAGUGUUCGAAGCCAGAUUUUAAACGGAACCACAGGUGCUACAAAACUCCAAUAAAGAAAAUCUCUCAACCUGGAUGUGUUUUAUAUUUAUUGAAGUGAAGAAAGGCAUUUUUUACUGUAAGAUGUCCUGAUACUGCUUUUAAAUCAUUAUUUGCAUAUUUAAAAUGCAUGUCAGUUUAACGUUUUUUUUUUUUUGGUUUGUUUUUUAUAACUAGAGGUAUAAACUGUCUAUUGCCAACAGUCUCACAGUAAUCUUUUUAUCGAGACUGCCUGAACCGCAUCCAGUUAUUCCUGUGUAUUUGUCAUACUUUUUCAGGUGGUGAAUCAGCUUGUUGACACCUGGUUUACAUUGUUUAAAGUUGAUCAUGCUCAUCAGUCAGUUUUGCAUUCUAUUUAUUUUUCGUAACUUUAAGCUUUACCACAAACUUACUCAUCCCCUAAAGUAUACACUGUCCUGCCUUUUGUUUUAUUUUACUGUGUUCCUUGACCUUGGUUUGUAUUCUUCUUUGGGUGCGAGUGUGAGUUUUUCUGUAUUGGGCUGAGUGUAUGUUGAGCAGGGUGGCAUGAUGGGUGAGUCCUGAAGUCUGAGUAGAGUCCUAUGAUAGCACAUUUAAAAAAAACAAAUGUAAAAAAACAAAUGAAAGCUUUUUUUUUUUCCUUUAUGUAUAAAUGAACAUUUGUAUGAUUAAAUUAACACUGAAAAAAUAUAAAA
Acipenser ruthenus (sterlet) is the source of this 4250-nucleotide messenger RNA. RefSeq names its product protein ILRUN. The coding region runs from base 154 to 1008 and encodes 284 amino acids. The transcript has 5 exons. Lineage: Eukaryota; Metazoa; Chordata; Actinopteri; Acipenseriformes; Acipenseridae. Gene Ontology annotation, molecular function: ubiquitin binding. Gene Ontology annotation, biological process: macroautophagy. The record is from RefSeq and is a predicted model, not a curated record. Gene Ontology annotation, cellular component: phagophore assembly site.